UCUUUGGAGAUGCGUGGUAGCGAGGGGUGAGGUCGUGAUUCGAUUCUUGACGUAUAUUACAUAUUACCAUUAGGCUUUGUUGGCACGAUGGGAUGGGCUGGGAUGACGACGAUUACGACCUUUAUACCAUUUGUGCUUUGUAUUUAGCUGGGUCCGGACUGUACAGCGGGUUGCUUUCGCUAGCAGGGGGUGGAUGGAGAAGAGGGGCGCAUGGAUUCCUUGCGCCCGGCGUCGACGCAUUAAUCAAACAAGUCAUGACCACUUUGUGCUCCUCGAUCCUUCUUUGACGGUAAAAUGGUUGAUGAUGUGACUACGUUCAAUCAUGAUCGCUCGUGCAUUGCUGCAGGUCGCUGCGA
Messenger RNA from Paraphaeosphaeria sporulosa, 356 nucleotides. RefSeq lists its product as uncharacterized. Lineage: Eukaryota; Fungi; Ascomycota; Dothideomycetes; Pleosporales; Didymosphaeriaceae. The transcript has a single exon. Bases 93 to 287 code for a protein of 64 amino acids. The record is from RefSeq and is a predicted model, not a curated record.